Rotaria sp. Silwood2 is the source of this 726-nucleotide messenger RNA. NCBI's taxonomy places the organism in Eukaryota, Metazoa, Rotifera, Eurotatoria, Philodinida, Philodinidae. The record is from the annotation of a GenBank genome assembly.
AUGGCAAAGAAGCGUGGUCUUGCCUGGCCCUUGGAAAAUACGCAAGAUUCCCCGCACCUAUUUGCUAAUGCUAGACUUGCGUGGUUCUACAACUGGUCAUCCGACAAUCGAUCAGAUGUAAAUCUUGAAUUUAUUCCCAUGUACUGGAGUGCCAACAAGGAAGAUCCAGCACAAUUCGCAAAUAAAGUCCGCACUCAAGGGGCGAAGAUCAUAUUGGGUUUUAAUGAGCCUGAACGAAGAGAACAGGCAAACAUGAAUGCAACCGAUGCUGCUCAUAUAUGGAAAAAAUACAUCGAACCACUGGCCAAUGAAGGUAUUCUUUUAGGAUCGCCUAGUAUAGCUAGUACUGAAGAAGGACUCAACUUACUGGAAGCUUUUCUCAGUACAGGUUGUCACGUAGACUUUCUUGCUCUUCAUUGGUACGGUCGUGGGGCAGACAAUUUUCUUCGCUUUAUCACUAAAGCUCACGAACGAUUCGGCAAUAAACCAGUGUGGGUUACUGAGUUUGCAUGCACUUCUUGGAAUGCAGGUCAUCCGGUUUCACAAGAAGAAAUAAAUGAUUUCUUCCGUCAAGCCACGACGAAACUUGAUCGUACCAGCUGGAUUGAACGAUAUGCAUGGUUUGGUGCUACACGUCAUCUCGAUUCAGCAUUGGGCUCUGGAAAUUGUCUAAUUGAUAACAGUGGAAACUUAUCUCAACUCGGUCAAGUCUAUGUAAACGGGUAG